AUGGGGGAGAGGAUCAGAAGAGUAACAGUGAGGAAAAACUUUAAUAAUUACUCUUUCUCUCUUCAGGAAAUACACAUAAAAGAAUGCAUAGAAAAAGAAGUAAAUCCUCACUUAUUACCAGGUGAACUGUUGCUUUGUGAGGCAAGCACAGUGUACAAGUAUAUACAAGAAGAUGGGUCAAAUCGUGGCACCUACGGGAAACUUGUAUGCACAAACUUCAAGAUUGCUUUCCUUGAUGAUGAUUCUGCUUCGGACGAUAACGAGCCACAACUUAAGAAUAAGAUUGUAGGAGAAAACGACAUAACCCUGCAAUGUGUAGAUCAAAUCUAUGGAGUUUAUGAUGAGAAAAAGAAACUUCUAACUGGACAAUUGAGAAAAUACCCAGAGAAGCUAAUUAUCUACUGUAAAGAUCUUAGAGUAUUUCAUUUCUGCCUGAGAUACACAAAAGAAGAAGAAGUGAAAAGAAUCGUCAGUGGCAUAGUUCAUCAUAGCCAGACUCCUAAGCUGCUUAAACGCUUGUUUCUGUUCUCUUACGCAUCAGCAGCCCCAAACUAUACAGAUGGAAGAAACCAGACUGUGAUGUUUGAUACUCUUGAGGACUGGCGUGAUGAGUUGGAGCGGACCAAAGGGAAUGUGAAAUACAAAGCAGUGACUAUCAAUGAAGGCUACAGAGUUUCUGAAAAGCUGCCUUUGUAUUUUGUUGUUCCCAUAUGCGUUUCUGAAGAGAGUAUCUUGAAGUAUGAAGGCAGAGGCAUUCCUAUUUGGUGUUGGUCUUGCCAUAAUGGUGCUGCUCUUCUCAAAAUGUCUGCAUUUCCCAAAGAACAGGAUGACAGCACUUCACAAACGCAAAAAGCCUUCUUGGAUGGAAUCUAUAAGACAAUUUGCAAAGCUCCCUAUGAACUGCUGAAGACGGAUGACUUGUCAAGCAGCCUUCCAUCUCUGCAGGAUAUCCAGACUGCAUACACAAGAUUUAAACAGCUGUUUUUGAUAGAUAACAGUACAGACUUCUGGGCAACUGAUGUGAAAUGGUUUUCAUUACUGGAGAGCACAAACUGGCUGGAGAUAAUCAGGCGAGUCUUGAAGAAAGCAAUAGAAGUUGCUGAGUGUCUGGAAAGACAGCAUACAAACGUUCUCCUUAUAGAAGAGAGCGCGACUGAUCUGUGCUGUGUAAUCUCUACUUUGGUGCAAGUGAUGAUGGAUUCAUACAGCAGAACAAAGUCAGGGUUUCAGAGCCUUAUUCAGAAGGAGUGGGUAGUUGGAGGACAUGGCUUUUUGGAUCGUUGUAACCACUUACAUAAAAGCGACAAAGAAGAGGCUCCUGUUUUUCUGCUCCUACUAAAUUGUGUUUGGCAGUUGGUACAGCAGUAUCCUCCAGCAUUUGAGUUCACAGAAACUUACUUAACUGUCUUGUCAGACAGCCUCUAUGUGCCUAUUUUUAGCACUUUCUUCUUCAACUCACAACAUCAAAAAGACACUAACACGAGCGGUGAAAGCCUCAAGACACAAAGCGGUCCUUUCAGAUUUCUUACUGUGUGGGACUGGUCUGUGCAGUUUGACCCCAAGGCCCAGGCUUUCCUGAACAACCCUCUUUAUGCAGAGAAGCCAAAACCAGAUAAAAGCCAACGGAAAACUACACGAUUCAAACAUCAACGGCAACUUUCUUUGCCACUGACACCAACAAAAUCUUCCUCGAAGAGAGGAUUUUUUCGGGAGGAAACCGAUCAUUUCAUUAAAAACAUUUUGGGUAAAAGAAUUGGCAAGCUGAUAAAUUCUUCAGAUGAACCUCCCAAUAGCUUCAGGGAAUUUUAUGACAGCUGGCAUAGUAAGCCUGUUGACUAUCACGGUCUCCUGUUACCUCGCAUCGAUGGCCCAGAAAUCAAAGUCUGGGCACAACGGUAUUUACGAUGGAUUCCUGAAGCCCAGCUUCACGGUGGUGGUACAAUAGCCACGGCUGCCAAGAUUUUGGACUUGAUGGAGGAAGUGCAAAGCUUGCAGGUGAAAAUGGACGAAGAGCAUAGUCAAGCAAUUUCUGGAGACGUACAUCCUGUUCCGCUGCUGAGAAAUUCUGCCCGUUUGUCGUCCUUGUUCCCGUUUGCUUUACUUCAGAGACAGUCUGUCAAACCAGCUUUGCCCACUAGCACCUGGAAAGACUUGGAAGAUGAAGAUGACUUGGUCAAGAGGGAUGAUGAAUUUGUUGAUCUAACUGGUGAUAUGCCGUAAAGUGUAUGUAACUUAAAGUAUGAAUUGUUAUGUGGCUAAGCUCUGAGUUUUAAAUGUUGUACUGUAUCCUCAUAUAAGGAACUCCCUCAAGUAUCUGCAGGCUGUUUAAUGAGUUUGUGGGGUUAAAAAAAAGACCUUGGUUGCAAAGAAUUAGUUGCCAUGAUUAGCUGAGCAUAUUUUGAGCUUCCAUUUCACUCUUAAUAGUAUUUAUUGCAGAAACAUAUUUUUGGCAUAGGUGUGAUAAAAAUUGAAGUCUGGGCUAGGGAGGCCAUAUGGCUACUUUGUUUAAAAAACAAACAACAAAAAAACAGUUUUUUCUCAUGUUAGGUGGAAUACUAAAUACAUACAGCAACAAUCACUAUCUUAACAUAAACCGCUUCCCUUUUUGCUAAGAGUAUGGGGAUUGGAAGUGCUGUGACUAGGAACUUAAUACAUCUGCAUUUCCCCCUCAUGUAAAACAAAGAGGGAAAGGUGCAGCCAAAUAACUUUUUUUUAUAGCUGGGGAAUAAACUUGUGGUCACCAAGGGUCUUCUGUCUGUCAGCCUCCUCUUUGCUGACAGUGUUGGUCUCUGGCUGCUGGCCCUUCGUGGUGUGCCGCAUUGCGAUGCACGCACAGGCUCGGAGCAGCCACGAGGCUACUUGGCUUAAGGUUCAGAUGCAAGAGCUUAGUGACACAUUUCAGGUCUUACUGUGUGGCCGUUGUCCUAUGUGCCCUUGCUGCCUGGGAAUAUUAAGUCCCAAAUAUUUGCCAUUAAUGGUAAAUGACCUGACUGAGAUUCUAGUUUGCCACGAGUACCUUUUCUCCUUUUGACCGAGCGAGGCUUUUCGUUUUGACUUUCCCCACUUUUUGCCAGUUGCCUUUGAGGCUUUCUGUAGCUUGCACUGAGACCCUCCACGUAGCAGGGAAGACUCUCUUUCUGUAGUCCUUUUGCAGUCUGUUGCCACUUGCCAUGAGUUGGUGGCACGGCUUAUGAAUGUGGCGUUCAUACCGUAUGAACACUUGCAUCCUGUUGCUGGAUGUUACAACAGUACCUCAGUGAAAAAAGCCAUAAAGAAAUGCCUGUUGACUUUGAUCUACUGUGUGGAUGUUUAUAUAUAAAGUAUUUUUACUGCAAAUAAUCAUCCUUUGUAAAGCUGAAUAUUAUUUAACUGUCAAAUCUAUUUUGAACUGUUAAAUUCUAGAAUACCCCAAGAAUGGAUGCAAGUCAUAAACAUCCACCCUCUCAGUGUAACUGAUUUUAAUAUUUUCUCUGUUCUCUUACCAUUUUAGAAAUCCAUGCUGGAAAACUUUGCUGGUGGAGAAAAUGUUGCUUAAAUUAGAUCAGCUCAGUGUAAGCGGGGAUAUUAAACUAGGUUACUGAUUAAUCACUUCACACUGAGUUGUAUUAAUAUGUAUAGCAAAAACUUAUCAGCAGAACUCUAAAAAUAAAUCUUAGUAUGUUAAAAUAAAUGUAUUAAUGGGGAUAAGGGGAGAGCUUAAUGCAAUUAUGCCAAGCUGAAGCUUCCCAACUCUUGAUUGCCUUAAGUCUUAGUGCGAGGACAAUACUUGAGUUUGUAGCAUUUUAUUUAAAUAUACACUAGUACUUAUGCUUUCUUCUGUGAUACAUGUGAUCUUAACAGCUAGCACGUGCUAGAAUGGGCUGUCCAGCACCUGUCCUUCACACUUAAUUAUUGUAGUUCAAGUGACUCAUGUAUGCAAUAAUACUUUGCAUGUUGGAUGAGCAAUGCAUUUUUAUGGUGAAGAAACACCGAUCAUUCUAAGAUCGUUUGGGUUCAAGGGCUGUUUUUUAUAAAUGCUACCAUUAGGAAGAAAUACUACAAAAUGGAUUGUUUCUAUACUUUCAAUCAAACUGUUGUAAUGUUUCACUCAUGAAAAUUAUGUAUUUAUAUUAAAGAACAGAUGUUGGACAUUUAUUUGUACAUAAGUUACCAGAAGUUUAUAUAAAAGAGAAACAUAUAUGUGGAAUUGAACUUGGAAACACUUCUAAUGUAGAGGAAAUACCAUUGUUAUUGGUUUUCUGCACUGUGGGGUUGGAAAUGUACUCAAUAUUUUUAUUCCAGGCUUCUGUUUAUACCUCCAAGUUUUUACACUGAAUGCAAGCUAGAAGCUUUACAGUUUUUUUUUUUAAUACUGUCAUUUCUCUCUAGCAGGCUGUUUGGAGAGUAUCAAUAAAAUAUACUUUGAUGUAAUUGUUCUGAAA
Molecule: messenger RNA, 4421 nt
Organism: Calidris pugnax (ruff)
Lineage: Eukaryota; Metazoa; Chordata; Aves; Charadriiformes; Scolopacidae
Gene: MTMR12
Product: myotubularin related protein 12
Exons: 16
Coding region: 1-2220 (739 amino acids)
Source: RefSeq, a predicted model, not a curated record